CAACAACAACAGGGCAACAUGUCAAAGCUGGACUCUUAGCUCACUGCAAACACAACACUAUUUGGAUCGGUUGGAUGUGCAGUCGCUGGACAUUUCACAUGGGGUAAAAUGUCCCAGAAUGCAGCAGGAGAAGCACAGAGGAGUUCCCAGACUUUGAGGGUGAAGAUGGUUCUUUUGGGAGGAUCUGGAGUGGGAAAGUCCAGUCUGGCCACGCGUUUCGUCAAAGGAGAGUUUAAGGACAAUGAACCCACUGUGGGCUGUGCGUACCAGACUCAUGAGGUGAGUGUGAACGGGACCCGUCUGCGCUUUGAGAUCUGGGACACGGCGGGACAAGAGAAGUACCACAGCGUCACGCCUUUGUACUACAGAGGGGCACAUGCUGCUCUGGUGGUGUACGACAUCAGCAAGAGGGAGAGCUUCUUGCGUGCCCAGUUUUGGCUGAAGGAGCUGGAGCAACAGUACAUCCCCGGCUCCACUGUGGUCUGGCUCGUGGGCAACAAAGCAGAUCUGGCUCACAACAGACAAGUCUCAGUUCAGGAGGCUCAGAGUCUGGCUGAGGACAGAGGUCUGGGCUUCAUGGAAACAUCUGCUCUGUCAGGAGACCAUGUCCACCAGCUGCUGGUCACUGUGGCGUACCGCGUCCACGAACUGACCUGGGACCAGCGGAGUCUGUCUGCGUGGGACGAGUAUCACAAAGUGGACGUCCAAAACACGGGCUUCUUCAGCUCUUUGCCGUCCUGCUGCAACAUCGCGUCAUGAACUCAUCAUUCUGAACCCAACCACGUCAUAUACUGAAACACCGUCUACUUUAUUUGGUGAUUUUCUGAUUACUAAGGUCAAACCAAAGCAAAAUGUUGUGUUUCUGAUGUCCCCACACGUGUUAAAGAGGGGUACUUUAGUCCUAUUGUGUAUUAUUUGCUAACACAUUACAUAAUUAGAUCACGUGUCACUUUUUAUUGUUUUGAACACGCUAAAUUCGCCGAAAACAACAUAUUAGCAUGUUUUAUCAGUUUCACUUUUGUUUAUUCUCCUUUUAACACCAAUACAGUCGGUCUUAAUGAAAUUACUGCACAUCGCACCAGGUUUGUGAAGUCAUAGUGUGUUGUUUUGUGCCAUGUUUUUGUAUAUUUAUGGAGAAUUGUCAUGUGGGAGUGUGGGCGAUGAAGGCUUGUGGGCGGAGCCUUGGACAAAUCUUACGACUGACCAUAAAGAGGGUCUGGACAGGGCCUGGGAGAGAUCGCUAAAUGACUCAAACAUGCCUGAGUGACACCUUAAAAAGCGGAACGACGUUAUAACACGGCACAAAGCUCCAGAAACUUGAUUUUACAUAAUAGCUCUUCUUUAAGCACUUUGAUUUUCUCUGUGUUGUUUGAUUUAUUAAGACAAAAAGUGCAAUUUUUAUAACAGUUUUUCAGUGUUUGUCUGAGGUGUUUUGUGAAUUGAUUAUUUUAAUGUUUGAGUCAUAACAUAAACACAAAAAACAUAAAUAUUAAACUGUUCAAUAUGAUCCAAAUCCUUCACAGUGCAGAGAUAAGUAUUCACUCUAUAAGUGUGAGUAAAACUAAAGCCCCACAGUGUGUCUCCAUGACAACUAUCAAAUAACACACAUGCAAAUACAGACACACACACAUACACACACUCACAUACACACACACACACAUAUAUAUAUACACACACACACAUACACACACACCACAUUCAUAAAUAGGCAAGUUUUUGUUAUUUUUGUUUUUUCCAGCUGUUUUAAAUAAACCCUCAGACUUUCCAGCAAGUCUCAAACAAUAAUGAAAAGUGCUUUUACUUUUCAGUCCAGUUUAAAAUGUAGUGGAGUAGAAAGUACAGAUACUGCUCUCAAAUGUACUGACGUAAAAGUAAAAAGUAUCCACAUUCCACCGCUGUAUAAAUCUGACUCUUUUCCUCAAACUUAUGACUAAUAUUGUAAAUUCAUAAAACAAAUGGAAUAUAAACAAAACCACAUGUUCAGAAUGGAGUGGGUGAAAGUAUAAACUUAAACUUCUUAUAGUGAAAUUUACAGAGUGUCUUUAAUGUUUCGUUUUCAUGUAUUGUACAAUUUACAACACUGCUCCUGCACACUCUGCACCCUCUUCAGCCAAAGCAGUAUUAUUUUUCUCAAACUCAGAGCUGUAAAACAAUCAAACUGCUUCGCUAAGUGUCAUAUUUCAUCACCAAAAACAGAAACAAGCUGCCAAGAAAAUAUCACAAACUCACUGUGGAGAAGUGUUGAAAUCUGAUUUGGUGAGACACAUUUUACACUUAACGAUGCUUCCACAGUGUUGUAUUAAAUGUCUAUAUCUUGUAUGUAUUCAAUUGCCAUUCUACACAGAUCUGACAUGUAACCACAGUUUAUGUAACUUGUAUGGAUGAAUUUGAACAUCUCCAAAUAAAUAAAUGCAGACCAUGAGAUAAAGGUACAUCAC
Molecule: messenger RNA, 2438 nt
Organism: Periophthalmus magnuspinnatus
Lineage: Eukaryota; Metazoa; Chordata; Actinopteri; Gobiiformes; Gobiidae
Product: ras-related protein Rab-17-like
Exons: 5
Coding region: 109-759 (216 amino acids)
Molecular function (GO): GTPase activity; GTP binding
Source: RefSeq, a predicted model, not a curated record